CGACCCCAGCCUAUUUGUAUCCAUCAUGGCUUUAUUUUCAAAGGCUUGUGCUUGUGAGUUAAAAACUCUUCUUUGACCAGAAACAGAGCGGGGGAGGCUCAGAAAUGGAGAGAAGUGAAGAAAUUGGGAAAGAAAAUGGGGAUUCAGAGCAGAAGCAGAGCGUUACAGAUGGAUCGAUUUGUGGGUACGAGUCACUUGACCGCCUUCUGAGCGCAAAUCUCCAACCCCAAGUCUGUCAGGAAGUCAGUCGCUUGCUUCUAGGGCUGAGUUGUGGACAGCCACUUCAAAGUAUAGCUAUCCCAGAGUCUGCUAAAUCUCUCUCUUCAGAACAUGAUUUUGACCUCCAGGCUUUCAGCUUCUGUGCUGACAAAGAGUUAUUGAGAGAAUCUCGAAUGGUGAGGGUUGGUCUCAUUCAGAACUCGAUAGUUCUUCCAACAACUGCUCCAUUUUUGGACCAAAAAAGGGCCAUCUUUCAGAAACUGAAGCCAAUCAUUGACACUGCUGGUGCUUUGGGAGUCAACAUACUAUGCUUGCAAGAAGCAUGGAUGAUGCCAUUUGCCUUUUGUACGCGUGAAAAGAGGUGGUGUGAAUUUGCAGAGCCUGUUGAUGGGGAAUCUACUCAAUUUCUUCAGGAAUUUGCUCGCAAGUAUAACAUGGUUGUUAUAAGCCCAAUUCUUGAGAGGGAUGUAAAUCAUGGGGAGACAAUCUGGAAUACUGCCAUCAUAAUUGGAAACCAUGGUAACAUAAUUGGCAAACAUCGGAAGAAUCAUAUCCCUAGGGUGGGGGACUUCAAUGAGAGCACAUAUUAUAUGGAGGGAAAUACUGGGCAUCCUGUAUUUGAGACAGCUUAUGGGAAAAUUGCUGUUAACAUAUGUUAUGGGAGGCACCACCCUUUGAAUUGGUUGGCCUUUGGCUUGAAUGGUGCAGAGAUUGUCUUCAACCCUUCAGCUACUGUUGGUGAACUGAGUGAACCAAUGUGGCCCAUUGAGGCACGUAAUGCUGCAAUAGCAAAUAGCUAUUUUGUUGGGUCAAUCAAUCGUGUUGGAACAGAGACAUUCCCUAAUCCAUUCACUUCAGGGGAUGGAAAGCCUCAACAUUCGGACUUUGGACAUUUCUAUGGAUCCAGUCACUUUUCAGCACCAGAUGCUUCAUGCACCCCAUCACUCUCUCGUUACAAGGAUGGAUUGCUGCUCUCAGACAUGGAUCUUAAUCUCUGUAGGCAACUGAAAGACAAAUGGGGAUUCAGAAUGACUGCUCGGUAUGAGUUAUAUGCAGACUUGCUUGCUCGAUAUUUGAAACCAGACUUCGAACCUCAGGUCAUUUCAGAUCCUUUAUUGCAUAAGAAGUCUUCUUAAGUUCCAGGUACACUCAAGACUGAAAUUUGUAAGGAGUGAAUGAUGAUGAAGAUGAAACAUGUCUUAAAUAACGUGCUUAUUUGUCUGCUGAGAAUAAGUCAUUUGGUGUUUAUUUUUGUAAAUACUUGGUUACUUAAUGUUGAAUAAAUUAUUGAGUUCCAU
Rubroshorea leprosula is the source of this 1517-nucleotide messenger RNA. NCBI's taxonomy places the organism in Eukaryota, Viridiplantae, Streptophyta, Magnoliopsida, Malvales, Dipterocarpaceae. The record is from the annotation of a GenBank genome assembly.